Paramisgurnus dabryanus is the source of this 3815-nucleotide messenger RNA. RefSeq names its product UNC homeobox (gene uncx). Lineage: Eukaryota; Metazoa; Chordata; Actinopteri; Cypriniformes; Cobitidae. The record is from RefSeq and is a predicted model, not a curated record. Gene Ontology annotation, biological process: regulation of DNA-templated transcription. Gene Ontology annotation, molecular function: sequence-specific double-stranded DNA binding; DNA-binding transcription factor activity, RNA polymerase II-specific.
UAUUAUUAUUUGUUAACACGUCUUGUUGACCAUACAUUUAUUUAAUUAAAUAUUAAUGAAUACUUAUGGGAGAACAGACGAAUAUUGUUUAACUGCAAACCCACAAUUUUAAUCAAAAGCAUGAUAUACAGUAUCCACAAAUAAACUGAAUGCAAUAUACACAUAUGUUCUUUAAAUGACAGUAAUUACACCAAAGUGAUAUGGCUGGGGAAAUAUAUCUCAUUUUCUGUUAAAUGUCGAGUGGUUGCUAAUUAGCCAUUCGUGUAAUUAAAAGUUAAUUUAUUCCUCCAGCAAAAUCAAAUGAGUUGGUUAAAAUAAUUUCCUGUUUUAAGCAUUUUCUUAAUCUAGUGACGUUUCAAUUUUGGACUGGUUGUAGAUGUGAAUCACAUUUGACAGGUUUGUUUAAAGAAUAUGCAUAUCUUUAAAUUGAAUUGUGACAAGCAAUCCAAGUAUCACCACAAAUACAGUGGGUCAGUCCAUUUGUCACAAGUGAAUCUUACCCGCAUGCUCACAGCAACAUUUUAGCUUGCUGGUGUAUUGGCGUAUAUGUCCUUUUGUGAGUUGUCCGUGUAUGUGUGUGCAUGUGUGUGUAAAAAGAUUGGAUUUGAAUAGAGGGACAUUGUCUCAAACGGUGAUGAAUCUGCCGCCGCGUGUGGCUGCGGUCCGAGGUGAGAUUUCAGUGUCUAUUUAGCGUUUAACUGGGUAUCAAAUCUGAUCGCUCUCCCUCUACGGCCCCCUGUGUAGUCGUGAUGUAGUUCUUAUCAAAGCCCUCCUGUCUUGUUGUGACAGCUCUGAUAUUGUUUAUUGAGGUGGAUGUCAGGUUUAAUUAGCAAUCGAUAUGGAAAGCGUUUUCAGACCACGUCUCUGACGUCAGCGCCGAUUAACGCUUCUCAUUGGUCUCAAAUUCCCAGAGCCGAAGCUAAUUAUUGGAAGCUUCGUGUUGAUAAAGAACAGCUCAUCCUGCUCCCCACAUCAUGUCCCCUCCUCGCUGGCCACUCGCGCUGCAUGUGUUUUAAAUUCACAUCACCGACCACCAGACGUCGUUUCCUUUUGCCUGGGAGAUGAUGGACAGCAGGAUACUGGAUCCACCUCAUGCCCAGUUCGGAGGCUCCCUCGGUGGGAUGGUGAGCUUUCCGUACCAUCUCAGCCACCAUCAUGUUUACGAAUUAGCCGGUCAUCAACUUCAAUCUACGGCCGCGGUUCCUUUCUCGAUAGACGGAUUACUUAACGGCUCGUGCACAGCGUCCGUGGUUAAUUCUAACCCGCUCUUGUCGUCUGGCUGCGGUAUGAAUGGAGAUAACCAACAGUACAAACUGACAGAUUCGGGGGAUCCAGAGAAGGAUAGCCCGGGUUGUAAAAGAAGACGAACUCGUACCAAUUUCACUGGCUGGCAGCUGGAGGAAUUAGAGAAAGCUUUUAAUGAAAGUCACUAUCCAGAUGUGUUCAUGAGGGAAGCACUUGCUCUGAGAUUGGAUUUAAUAGAAUCAAGAGUGCAGGUGUGGUUUCAAAACCGCAGGGCAAAGUGGAGAAAAAAGGAGAACACGAAAAAGGGGCCGGGGCGACCUGCACACAACUCCCAUCCGACGACCUGCAGCGGCGAGCCCAUGGACCCGGAGGAGAUUGCCCGCAGAGAACUGGAAAGGAUGGAAAAAAAGAAAAGGAAACAAGAAAGAAGGCUUUUAAAGUCCCAGAACAAGCUCCUUCCGGGGGACUUAUUUCACACCCCAGGAUCUGACAGUGACAGUGGCUUGUCACAAAUAACAGACAGUGAACAAAGUAUCCACUGCGACCUGGUCCGAAACCAAACGCAACAAAGCUGUGACCAAACACCACAGAAACUCCAGAACCAAAGAAACACAGAGAACGACGCGAGUGGGUCCGAGCUGGACUCAUCGGACAGUGGUCAUCAGUCAAACUUGUGCACUAAUAGCAGGUCUUCCACUCUUCAAAAACCCAGUCCCUUUAGUGUGGAAAGCCUCCUGUCGGACUCCAGGCCUCGGCGCAAGCCGCACAUGGACUUUCCUGUACCCGCUCCACGGCCUUUGAUAGGGAAAGGACAUUUUUUACUUUACCCCAUUACACAACCACUAGGUUUCAUUGUACCACAGACAGCUCUAAAAACAGCAACACCAAGCCAUGAAAAUACUGAAAAUGGACACAAAGGGCCAGCUACGGACAAUAACUUUGGAAACCCAGGACACAGGAACAGCAAGGAGAACAACAAUGUAAACAACACCGGCGCUCGGGCAAUCAAAGGCCAGGUCAGUCAGUCGGCCAACAUAACGUGUUCACCACAGAGCAGUCCAACACAGACUACCAUUAAUGGUCAUUCUGCGGGCAGCUGUAAUGAAAGAUGCCCACAAGACAUAAAGUUAGACCUCACCGACCCAAAAUCUCCACAGUCAGAGAAGAAGGAGCAGUCGUUAUCAGACUAUCCACCACAGAAUUCAAAAUCAGCAACAACCAGCAAGGACACCGACAAAGACUCAGUUGAUGUCGAUAUGGAAUAAAUUAAAUUAUAGUAGAAAACGAGGUGCGUGUCGAUAUCGCGUGACACUCCUUCAAAGAUUAACCGAAGAGGAAAAAAGUCGACAUAUCGAAACGUAUCGUUUUCAUUGAAUAUUUAUAUUCUGAUUAGGGGAAAUAUCUGUGUGAAUAAUUUGUGUAUGUGUGUGGUGGGCUAUCAAAUGUUUAUUGAACAAAUAGCAGCAGCUCCCCUGUAUAACAGACUGUAAAAACAAAAACCAAGACAAAACCUCAAACGUUGUAAAAAGUAUUAAGAUAUUUAUAUAUGUAAGUUUUUCAUAAAUAAAUCGAUUGUAUACAACAAACAUAAGCGUGCGUAGCCCUAAAUAGAGCUUAGGUUGUGGGGUAUAGCUCAUUUUCUUCAAGCUCUGUGUUGUAUUUUGUGUAUUGCUUUAACAAAUUUAUUCAUCUAUAAGCUACGCUGAAAUGAGGUUACGAGCCGGAGGCGAAAAGACCCGUUCGACUCCUGCAGAGUUUUGAUAUGAAAGUAAUUAUUUUCCCGGUGGCUACUGCAGGGAUUCAGUUUAUUUUAGCCCAAAGGGUUAUAAUACAUUACCGAUUUCUAGUGAUAUGAAAUCACAUAAACUUCCAAGAAUAAUAGAAUUAGCAUGAAAGGCUGGGGUGUCAAAUUGAAAUACGAAAAUAAUAGCCCCGGCAGCUGGGAGUGUGUUUGUGCAUAUUGGAUAGGAGAUGGGAAUUCGUGGGGCGGAAUUUUCAUGAGCUUUUCACUUUGUCAGGGCCCUUGUAGCCGGCUAUAUUAAGAUAGAUGUUCGAUGAUAUCCCUCAUUGUUCUGUCGCUUAUAUUGAUGUUCCUGUGUUAUCAGCCUAUUGAUCAUGCGUCGGCUGUAAUAGGACGGGCGAAGCAAACGUGCCUAUUUACAAUAGCAGAACACAUUUGUUCUAAUAGGGUUGGCGGUCCCAUGGGACCCUGUGGGGGCUCCCAGACAUCUGCGCCUUGACAAUAUUAGCAAUGUUGACCAGAUCUAAAGCCGAGGUAAGAAAACACAAUAAAAUAAUAGAAUUCUGAUCAUUUUCACUGAUAAAUAUAAGUGACAUAUAUCAAUAAUUAAUUACCGUUUUCAAUAUCCAAGGUUUUUAAUUUGCUCACACAGGUGCGUUUAUUGUUAUUUUUUUAUGCAUCCCCUAGCCCUCUCACUUCCAGUGGGCCUUGAUUUGCAAAUAAAUUGAAAAUAAUAAGUGAGACCGGCGCAAAUGAAUUUCUGAACCAGUGUCUCUUUCAUAAUAUUUGCAUAAUUUUCACUAGAGACAGACUUAAAACUCAGCAUAUG